CCAUAUCACAGCAUAGCUCGUUUAUAUUUGAGAAAAAUCAAUAAUACAUCAGAAGGUCGAAAUUCUACCAAUGGGCGGUUCCCAUUUCCUCCAGCGAGGUUUGCGUCAAAGGGUCAGUGCGUGUCCCAAACACUUCGUAGUCUUGUCCGCCCUGGGGACUGAUGCCAGGAGUGGAAACUGUAUACGACCGGUAAACAUCUGGGACGGGAAUGUAAACAACUAACUACCAACGGUAACACAAAAUAGCCUUAAACGGAGUGCCACUGGGGCAUAAAGACUGUCCAUCGGGUUUCCAAUGGAAGCGAAUGGUUUCGUGAGAAGGCGUCUGAUGACAGCAGAGAGAGCAGGCGGGGAUGCCGGGGUUGCUGGAGCGUCAGCCGGCGCAGAGGUCCGAUGGCUCGGGGGAAGGAUCUGGGGAGUGUCGGAGAGCCUCGUUGGGAGUUUGUCUCCCAGGAUCGGAGGCGAGACAGAGAUUCAGAAUGUAAUUCAGUUCAGCGGCGGCCCCCCUGAAGUAACGUUGGUAGAUACUUCGGAACCGGACUAUGAGGGUUUGCCGCAGGGCGCUUCGACCAGCACCCACAUGUUUGCAGGAGCAGUGGCUGGGAUCAUGGAGCAUUGCCUGAUGUUCCCCAUCGACUGUGUCAAGACGCGUAUGCAGAGCCUACAGCCUGAGCCUGCUGCCCGCUACCGGAAUGUGAUGGACGCGCUUAGGCGAAUCAUAACCACAGAGGGUGUCUGGCGACCAAUGAGAGGGCUGAAUGCCACGGCCGUGGGGGCGGGACCGGCACACGCUCUCUACUUCGCCUGCUACGAAAAACUGAAGAAGAGUCUGGGUGACGUCAUCCACCCCGGGGCUAACAGCCAUCUGGCCAACGGUGCGGCGGGGUGUGUGGCCACAUUGCUUCAUGACGCAGCCAUGAACCCAUCUGAAGUGGUGAAGCAGCGUUUGCAGAUGUAUAACUCUCCAUACCGUGGUGUGAUGGACUGUGUGCGCGCCGUUUGGCAGAAUGAGGGCGCCGCAGCCUUCUACCGCUCCUACACCACACAGCUCACCAUGAACGUACCCUUCCAGGUGCUCCACUUCAUGACCUACGAGUCCCUCCAGGAGCUCCUCAACCCCCACAGACAGUACAACCCCUCCUCACACAUGGUGUCUGGGGGCCUGGCCGGGGCAAUCGCUGCUGCAGCCACCACCCCUCUGGAUGUCUGCAAGACCCUGCUCAACACCCAGGAGUCCCUGGUGGGGCUCCUCGCUGCAGGCCAGGGUGGAGGUCAGGCACAGGGGACACACAGACACAUCACAGGCCUGGCCCAUGCCUUCCGGACAGUGUACAGGCUGGGCGGCCUGCCUGGGUUCUUUAAAGGAGUCCAGGCCAGGGUGAUCUAUCAGAUGCCCUCCACAGCCAUCAGCUGGUCUGUCUAUGAGUUCUUCAAGUACGGAAUCACCAAGCACCAGCACGAGAAGAGGAUAGCGCAGCGGAGGGAGGGAGAGAAGUAGAGAAGGAAAAAUAAAGAAAAAUCCUAUUUUCUUUCAUCCAUCUCUCUUUGCCAUUCUUCUGUUUUCGCUCUAUCAACCUCCUUCCUUUGCCCUUCGGAGCAUGCAGGUGUUCAGAGCGAGGGAGAAAGGAGAGGAAGAAUCGAUACGCACAUAAACCAACCAAUACCCACCUCUUAUUUACCCCUGUUCAGACAGCCAAUGAGAGAGUCUUCCAGAUGUGGUUCAACUAAUAACAUCCUGCUAAACUGUUUGCAACUGAAAAUGUACAAUUUGCUAUGAAAGUGAAUACGUCAUGUAUUGACACUACGUUAUCAAGGCAUACCCUUAUAACGGACAUAAAUGUCAACCAGAAAAAUAGUUGAUUCUGUUUUGCUAGUCUCCAGCGAGAUUUGUUGUGAAAUAUUUUGCUAACGAAUGUCCAAUCGCUUUCAUAGGUAUUGUUGUGAUGAAUUUGACAACCGCUGUCCUAACUGUCCGUGUUAAAGGUAGACUCAGCAGUAUAACAUCAUCCUACACACCGGGGCCAAUUCCUGCUUAUAGAAAUUAACAGAAUUCCCUUAUUGAGGCGCAGAUUGAAAAGACGCAGUAGAUUUGGAUUCCGUUAUUGUUGAUGUGUGUAAGCGGGAAGUCUCCCAGCUUUGUAUGAUGAUGUUAUAUUGCGGAGUACCUGUAAAGUUGAUUAUUGCGUUAACUGUAUGUGAAUGAGAAUGUUGUUCACUGUAAGCCCCACCAGGGGCCACUGUGACCCUCCCAAUAAAGCUGGAGUAAUAGAAUAUGA
Messenger RNA from Coregonus clupeaformis (lake whitefish), 2276 nucleotides. Its product is annotated as mitoferrin-2-like. The transcript has 4 exons. Gene Ontology annotation, biological process: iron import into the mitochondrion. The record is from RefSeq and is a predicted model, not a curated record. Gene Ontology annotation, molecular function: ferrous iron transmembrane transporter activity. Lineage: Eukaryota; Metazoa; Chordata; Actinopteri; Salmoniformes; Salmonidae. Gene Ontology annotation, cellular component: mitochondrial membrane. The coding region runs from base 296 to 1498 and encodes 400 amino acids.